Molecule: messenger RNA, 2535 nt
Organism: Hemibagrus wyckioides
Lineage: Eukaryota; Metazoa; Chordata; Actinopteri; Siluriformes; Bagridae
Gene: asb13b
Product: ankyrin repeat and SOCS box containing 13b
Exons: 6
Coding region: 244-1140 (298 amino acids)
Biological process (GO): positive regulation of protein catabolic process; intracellular signal transduction; protein ubiquitination
Molecular function (GO): protein binding
Source: RefSeq, a predicted model, not a curated record
AAUGCAUGCAUUUCAUUAACAACCAUCAAUAUUGUCAUUGUCCUCCUCCAGCAGGAUAGAUGGCAGUCUUCUUAAAAGGUACCGUUAAAGUAAACUAUUAUAGUACCAGAAGGAGAGUUUGCUCAUUUCUAACAGCGGUAUGAGAAUGUAAACAGGAGGACUUGUGCUGGCUGAUAACUGACGUGUUAUGCCGAUCUAAUUACAGCUUGAUUAAAGGGAUUUUUCUGAGAAUGAGAAGAGGAGAUGGACUUCCACACACGGCCAACGCUAUUCAGUGAAAUAGCACAUGGCCUGGGCUUCUGGACGGACCGUUCAGCAGUACACGAAGCAGCAGCUCAUGGACGUACAGCAGAACUUCGGCAGCUCAUUAAAAAUGGAGCUCUGGUCAACAUUGUGGCUGUGGACUCCAUAACUCCACUGCAUGAGGCUUGUAUUCAAGGACAAACACAGUGCGUACAGCUGCUACUGGAAGCUGGAGCUCAUGUGAACGCACGUAACAUAGACGGGAGCACGCCAUUAUGCGAUGCUUGUGCAGCUGGCAACCUAGAGUGUGUAAAGCUGUUGCUGGAGUAUGGAGCCAUGGUGAACCCUCCUCUCUUCACUUUUUCUCCCCUUCACGAAGCCUGUAUGGGGGGUAAUGUUGAAUGUGUGCGGCUCAUGAUAGCGAAAGGAGCUCUUAUGGAGGCUCAUGACUGCCACUUCGGGACUCCCCUUCAUGUAGCUUGUGCCAGGCAGCAUCUAGACUGUGUCAAGAUUCUACUGAAUGCAGGUGCAAAUGUAAACGCUGCAAAGAUUCAUGAGACAGCCCUCCACCAUGCUGCUAAAGCAAACAACCUGGAGCUGAUCGAGCUCUUGGUUGAGUUUGGGGGUAACAUAUUUGCCAGAGAUAACCUUGGCAAAAAGCCGAUCCAUUACACCAGUCCAGGUUCUGCUGCAGCUCUCUGCCUCAAGUUCUAUGAAGCUGAACCGCUUAGUCUUCAGCAGAUAAGCAGGGUGGCACUCAGGAGUACGUUGGGAAAACGAGCGUUGGAGGCGGUGCCGCAGCUGGGUUUGCCCAAUCGGAUGAUUUGCUACCUCACUUACAUGCCCACUCCGCCUCAUGCACUACUGACCAGUGCACAAGCCGAGCUCACAGACUGAAAUAUUACUCUGGAAAUAUAUCAUAGGUGCGUCCCAAAUGACGUACUACACACUAUGUACUUAUACUAUGUACUUUAUCAUCUAAUGUAUGAAUUUUAGAAGAGUAGUAUGGAACACUAACAUUUUUGUACUGACGGGAAGUAGAUGUUUCCCAGUCUAUGGCAAAUGAUGCCAAACACAUCUAGAGUGACACCAUUAUAAUAGAAUUAGACGAAUAUGGUGAAUUUUUAAAAUGCUCAAAAAAAUUACACAAAUCGAGCUCAUUUUAAAGACAUGUCUGAUAUCCUGUCCACCAGAAAGUUGAAAUUUUUUCUCAUCCAUUGUCAGCGCCUGGUAGCCCCGCCCCUCUUCUGCUACUGAAGCAAAGCUGCAACUAUUGAGUGCAUGAAAUGUCCAACAUUCCACACUGUUUUGCUUUUUUUUGGUUGAAUAAGUUCACUAUACACUUCCUCUUGUCGGAAUAUUUAUUUACCAGAUUAUUCACACUAUUUAUACUAAAGAAUGGCAUAGAAUAGUGCAUAAGUAUGCGAUUUGGGAUGCAUUUCUUAUCUACUUGUUACAGGAGUGUAUAAAUAAGGCUCAGUUCAUGCUUAGUUCUAAAUUCAAGUUUUUCUUUUGCCCUGGCUGAACAAGAAAAUCAGUGUUUACACCGAUCAGGCAUAACAUUAUGAGCAGUGACAGGUGGAGUGAAUAACACUGAUUAUCUCCUCAUCAUGGCACCUGUUAGUGGGUGGGAUAUAUUAGGCAGCAAGUGAACAUUUUGUCCUCAAAGUUGAUGUGUUAGAAGCAGGAAAAAUGGACAAGCGUAAGGAUUUGAGCGAGUUUGACAAGGGCCAAAUUGUGAUGGCUAGACGACUGGAUCAGAGCAUCUCCAAAACUGCAGCUCUUGUGGGGUGUUCCCGGUCUGCAGUGGUCAGUAUCUAUCAAAAGUGGUCCAAGGAAGGAACAGUGGUGAACUGUCGACAGGGACAUGGGCGGCCAAGGGUCAUUGAUGCACAUGGGGAGUGAAGGUUGGCCCGUGUGAUCCGAUCCAACAGACGAGCUACUGUUGCUCAAGUUGCUGAAGAAGGUAAUGCUGGUUCUGAUAGAAAGGUGUGAGAAUACACAGUGCAUGACGGGUCAGGGCUGUUUUGGCAGCAAAAGGGGGACCAACACAAUAUUAGGCAGGUGGUCAUAAUGUUAUGCCUGGUUGGUGUAUUUAUAAGACGUAUUUACAUUUGAAUUCUCAUUUGUAUAAAGUGUAGUGUGUAUUGUACAUUGUAUAUCUGUAUACAUAGAUUUCAUCUUAACAUUUAUUGUACAUAUUCUGUUCCCAAGAUCAAAACGUUCGUAAAUGAUUAAAAUAACUCUGUAUUUAUUUAAAGGUUUAAAAUAAAAAUGUACUCUAACCUUCUA